AUGGCUGCGCUCACGAUGGACAGGAGCCGGCCACCGUUCCUCUUCCCCACCCUCCCGGUGCCCGUCCACAACCACAGCGAGGUGGAGACGGCCUCACCCAGCCCCGGCCCGCUGGGACUAAAUGAGGACGCCGGCUGGCCCGGCAACAGGACAGGCCCCUGGUACGCGCGGACCCCCGGGGAAGUGGCCGCGGCCAGCGUCUUCUUCGGGACCUUGUGGUUGUCUUCUGUCCUCGGCAAUUCCCUGGUCUGUUUGGUUAUCCACAGGAGCCGGAGGGCGCAGUCCACCACCAACUACUUUGUGGUGUCCUUGGCGUGCGCCGACCUCCUGGCCAGCGUGGCAGGCGCGCCCUUUGUGCUGCUGCAGUUCGCGCUGGGCCGCUGGGCGCUGGGCGGGGCUGCGUGCCGCCUGGUGCGCUUCACGCAGUACCUGACGCCCGGCGUGCAGACCUCCGUGCUCCUGUGCAUCUCUGUCGACCGCUUCUACACCGUCGUCUACCCGCUCAGCUUCAAGGUGUCCCGGGAGAAGGCCAAGAGGAUGAUCGCCGCCUCGUGGCUGCUGGACGCGGCGCUGGCCAGCCCCGUGCUCUUCCUCUUCGGCCCGGCCGGGGACGGCCACUGCCCGCACUUCCCCCCUGCGUCCUGGCCGGGCACGGCCUUCGCCGUGCUGCACGUGCUGGCGGCCUUCGCCGCGCCCUCGGCGUUGCUGGUGCUGGUCUACCGCCGGGUGGCUAGGCACAUCUGGAGGCUGGGCGGCCACGGGCGCGCGGUGCGCAGGACCAUGAACGUGGUGCCCAGGACCAAGGUGAGGACGGUGCAGGUGUUCCUGCUGCUCAGCCUGCUCUUCCUGCUCUCCUGGCUGCCCUUCCACGUGGCGCAGCUUUGGCACCCCGGCGAGCACGACGCCCGGCAGAGCGCGUUGGUGUUUACGGCUGUCGCCUGCAUCGCCUUCAGCUCCUCGGCCUCCAAGCCCGCGCUCUAUGCCAUCUCCAAUGCCAACUUCAGGCGGGGCGUGAAGGAGACCUUCUGCAUGUCGGCCACCAAGUGCUACCGCAGCAAUGCCUACACCAUCACCACCAGCUCCCGCAUGGCCAAGCGGAACUACGUCGGCAUCUCCGAGAUCCCGCCCCUCGCCAAGGCCGGCACCAAAGACUCCAUCUAUGACUCCUUCAACCGGGAGGCCAAGGGCAAGAAGCUGGCAUGGCCCAUCAACUCAAACCCGCCUAACACGUUCGUCUAG
Messenger RNA from Dipodomys ordii (Ord's kangaroo rat), 1239 nucleotides. It is a transcript of the gene Gpr19, whose product is annotated as G protein-coupled receptor 19. Gene Ontology annotation, biological process: G protein-coupled receptor signaling pathway. The transcript has a single exon. Gene Ontology annotation, molecular function: G protein-coupled receptor activity. The record is from RefSeq and is a predicted model, not a curated record. The coding region runs from base 1 to 1239 and encodes 412 amino acids. NCBI's taxonomy places the organism in Eukaryota, Metazoa, Chordata, Mammalia, Rodentia, Heteromyidae. Gene Ontology annotation, cellular component: plasma membrane.